AUGUCAACUGUCAGUGAGGAUAUGAAGCGCAAGGCUUCGGAAGAAGCCGACACCCCAGAUUCCAGCAAACACCGAAGCAAGAAGGCUCGGACGGAGUCUUUCAAUGAGAUCAAGGAAGAUGUAGUUGAAAAGCCACCCCUCAAAAUCGUCCCAUACCCCGAAAAGCCCGCCGUGAUCGAAGAACGAAAUGGCGAAAUUGAAUUUCGAGUGGUGAACAAUGACGGGCAAAGGGAGAGCUUCAUCAUUCUCACCGGGUUGAAGUGCAUAUUUCAGAAACAACUCCCUAAAAUGCCGAAGGAUUAUAUCGCGCGAUUGGUCUACGAUAGGACACAUCUGUCGAUUGCCAUUGUCAAGCACCCUCUAGAAGUUGUAGGUGGAAUCACAUAUCGUCCGUUUCGAGGUCGUAAAUUCGCCGAAAUCGUCUUCUGCGCCAUUUCUUCGGAUCAGCAGGUCAAGGGAUACGGUGCACAUUUGAUGUCGCACUUAAAGGACUAUGUGAAAGCAACUUCGGACGUGAUGCAUUUCCUUACGUACGCCGACAAUUACGCUAUCGGAUACUUCAAAAAACAAGGGUUUACGAAAGAAAUCAGUCUCGACAGAUCAAUAUGGAUGGGGUAUAUCAAGGAUUACGAAGGUGGAACAAUCAUGCAGUGCACGAUGCUGCCCAAGAUCCGGUAUCUGGAGUCUGGCCGCAUGAUUCUCAAGCAAAAAGAGGCGGUGCAUGCGAAAAUUCGAGCAUUCAGCAGAUCACAUAUUGUUCACUCGCCUCCGAAAGAAUGGAAGAACGGGGUGGUAAAGAUUGACCCGCUCAGUAUUCCUGCCAUCAAGGAAUCAGGUUGGUCACCGGAUAUGGAUGAGCUCGCACGCCAACCUCGACAUGGACCCAACUACAACCAGCUGCUCCAUCUCCUCAAUGACAUGCAGAAUCAUUCUGCAGCCUGGCCAUUUGUACAGCCAGUCAACCGCGAUGAAGUCCCAGAUUACUACGAGGUGAUCAAAGAGCCUAUGGAUUUGUCAACCAUGGAGGAGAAACACGAGAAAGACUUGUAUCCUACGCCACAGGAUUUCGUCAGGGAUGCGAUGUUGAUAUUCGACAAUUGUCGAAAAUACAAUAACGAGACUACGCCAUACGCGAAGAGUGCCAAUAAACUUGAGAAGUUCAUGUGGCAGCAAAUCAAGAACAUUCCCGAGUGGUCGACCAAGGAUAUCGAACUUCACCAGUGUCAAGUUUUCGGCUUUGCAAAACAACACCCGGCGUACUUCACAAUGGCGUCGUUAACGAGCCUCGAUCUUGAGAAGCGAAAGCGCUUGCCGACCCUCUUCGAAGUGCUCAGUCGCUACACCCUCGCUCCUGUCGACCUAUUCUCAUUCUACAUUUACAUGCGAGACCAACAGCGCUCGGUUGAUUAUUUAGAUUUCUGGCUCGAUGUCUCACAGCACAUGUCUCUCUGCCGUCACUACGUCCGAGAAUUACGCCGUUCGGUCCUCGUAGCUACACCCGAAGGUGGCAGUAGACCGUCCUCAACCAUGCUCGACAAUAUUCCCGACAUUCCCACCGAAGCAGGUCCAUCGGGAUAUUAUGCUCCAUCCACCGAAAAGGAUGCAGAUUCCAGACUCUCCGCAUUCUUGCGAUCUGAGAACCCAUCGCAACCUUCGCCGCCAGUCAGUGGUCAUUCAGAGAAGCACUCGUCCGAGGAACGGCCACCGCGUCCCAGUUUCAUGAACUCCACACCCGAAACUCGAUACGACUCAUCAAAUUCUCCCGGCCAUACAGUAGCGCGAACAGACAUUCGUCGAAGCGCAGAAAAGAUUUUAUACACAUAUCUCAUCCCAGACUCGGAGCGUGAGAUCGUCCUACCCGCCGAGAUGCUGACUUCGAUUAUCGAGAUGGUGGAACACGAUGGUCGAGAUGAUCCGGAAGUCUUCGAUCAGGCCAAGGAUUACGUCUUUCAAGCAAUGGAGCGCGACGCUUUCCCAGGAUUUUUGCAGGCAAAAGCUCUUGGAAACCUUGUUCCGCUUAGUAUCCUUGCGCGUCUAGCGUUUGGAUUGAUUGUGUUUUGGGGUGCGUUUUGGGCGUCGUUUUAUGUUGUUUUGACUGAUAAGUCGAGAGCAACACGGUGCUGGGUCAUACUCCCGUUCGUGGUGGCAUCAUACUUCAUCACAACAUACCAAUACAAAAUCGACCCAUUCAUGGCUCUUCUCGGUUUCAGUGAGUAUACUUUCAUGAAUUGGCAAAGGAUUCAAGAACCAUAUGUGCGAUCUCUGCUCAAUCAGCGCGCCUUGGUGACGCUGGCAUAUACCCUUCUCAUAGCUGCUGCGUUGAGUAUACUCUUCAUUCUCGUGCCGGGUACAAUGCUGUGA
This is a messenger RNA of Talaromyces amestolkiae, 2361 nucleotides long. RefSeq lists its product as uncharacterized. Bases 1 to 2361 code for a protein of 786 amino acids. Gene Ontology annotation, cellular component: histone acetyltransferase complex. The record is from RefSeq and is a predicted model, not a curated record. Gene Ontology annotation, molecular function: histone H3 acetyltransferase activity; protein binding. Gene Ontology annotation, biological process: positive regulation of transcription by RNA polymerase II; chromatin remodeling. The transcript has 9 exons. Lineage: Eukaryota; Fungi; Ascomycota; Eurotiomycetes; Eurotiales; Trichocomaceae.